Molecule: messenger RNA, 4098 nt
Organism: Botrytis fragariae
Lineage: Eukaryota; Fungi; Ascomycota; Leotiomycetes; Helotiales; Sclerotiniaceae
Product: putative two-component sensor protein histidine protein kinase (dhkj) protein
Exons: 7
Coding region: 1-4098 (1365 amino acids)
Biological process (GO): phosphorelay signal transduction system; phosphorylation
Molecular function (GO): phosphorelay sensor kinase activity; protein binding
Source: RefSeq, a predicted model, not a curated record
AUGGCGCCGGUAGCAGCAACAGUUGCGCUUUCGCACGUUGAGGGGAUUUCCGAUUCCGCCAGAGCCAGAGAAUUAUACAAGUACUAUCAACCUACUGCGCCCAUAAAUACCGAGACAUGUUUUCCAGCACCUCCAUCAUCCACGGAGCCUGGCAAUCAGAACUUGGAAGUACAAUCUGAUAUUACUUCAACCAAAAUUUCCUCUCCAGAUACAUCGUUGACAGCAUUCUGCCAACUAGUAUCAUGGAGAUUAGAGGUGCAAAGAGCAAUGAUCAGUCUUAUCGAUGAUGGCACACAGUAUUUCAUUGCAGAAAGCACAAAAUCAUUAAACCUAGUGGAUGCAACAAAGCACAAACCAGGUGAUGAGUUGUGGCUCGGCUGUACUUCCGUGUCAAAGGCUGGUAGGUUGUGUGAGAGGACCAUCGAAACUGCCCCAACCGCAUCGGGUGAUGAAUAUCCUUCAUUCAUUGUCAAUGAUUUGACAUUAGAUGAUCGAUUCAAUCAACUUUCUUUUGUUACGGACCCCCCACACCUCAAAUUUUAUGCAGGAGUUCCACUUAUCACCAAGCGAGGCAUACCGAUUGGAAGUUUAUUUGUGGUCGAUAGUCAAGCCAGGCCCGGGCUCUCCAAAGAUGACAUCUCUUUCUUGGGUACAAUGGCAUGCACUGUUAUGAAGCAUCUAGAGUUGAACCGAGAAGUAGAGGAACAUCGACGCGGUAUGAAGAUGAGCAGAGGUCUUGCAUCAUUUGUCGAAGGUCGUGCAGAACUCGAAGAGGCAGACAUGGAAGCAGAAGAUGGAGAAGGUACAAAGAUUGUUGGCCAGUUUGAAACAGACACAGGGAUCAGACGACAAAAAUCAAAGUCUUCAUCAUCAACAAAAGAUUCGAGAAUGUCAAGUGCUACUUCACUUUCUCUUAGCAAUGGUAAAGAAAAGGGGCAUGUAACCUCAACUUCAACGAUUCCUACAAGGAUAGAAGGUACCGUUUUGACAUCUGAACGAUCGGAUUCAUUCACCAAUGAACGACCAGGGAUGGAGUCCACACCCUAUUCCUCUUAUGGAGAGACUAGUACAACUGAGCAGUCACCUUCCGAUAUGUGCAAGACUGAUACCCCUGACGAGGAGUUUACUGAAGCUUCUGCUCUAAAGUUGCUCUUCUCACGCGCUUCCAAUCUCAUUAGGGAAGCAUUUGAGGUGGAUGGUGGAGCUGUAUUUUACGAUGCACAAAAGGGUUUCAGCAGUGAUGCGCAAACUUCUAACUUGGAACUGUCUGUUACUGAUAGCCAGACGAGUGGUGACGAUGAAAUGAGAAACGGAUUUAAUCCUCAAUCCUCCAUUUCACGACCUUUUACUCGAGCGUCGACAAUGUCACAAACACGAGAAAUCGAGAUUUUGGGAUUCUCCACCCCCGAGGCAUCAUCGAUUAAUGGUGAUCUAUACCCGGGAACUCAUUCAUUCUUACCAUUCGAGGAAAAGUCUUUACAUCAAUUUUUGCGCCGGUAUCCACGCGGAAAGCUAUGGACUUUUGAUUCGGAUGGAUCCAUGUCCUCCGCGUCAGAUGAUGAACUUCUUAAGAGUUACAAAUCUUCUGUAAGACCAGGCAGAAACCAACAACGUGGAAAGAACAAAGUGGCUAGGGCUGCAGCAGAUGGAAGAUUUUUGUCGAAUCAUUUUCCUGGUGUUCGCCAAUUGUUGUUUGUCCCGCUUUGGGAUGCUGGUCGUUCUCGUUGGCUCAGUGCAUGUUGUGUUUGGUCAACAGAGCCUACACGCAUUCUAUCCAAACAAAACGAGUUGUCGUUUCUCACUGCAUUUGGAAACAGUGUCAUGGCUGAAUGUUCUCGUAUAAGUACCGAAGUUGCGGAUCAGAAAAAGAGUGACUUCAUUGGAAGUAUUUCUCAUGAAUUGAGAAGCCCGCUGCACGGAAUACUUGCGUCUGCUGAGAUAUUGGACGAUCUUUCAUUGCCAAAUCUAGCUCAAGAACUUGUCGAAACAAUUGAUAGUUGUGGCCGUACCCUCUUGGACACUAUUAAUCAUAUCCUGGACUUUUCUAAAAUUAGUAGCCUUGAGAAGAAUUGGCGUAGAAAUCGACGGGGCUCCACGAAACGAAGAUCGCAAUCGAGUAGUGCUGGCCCCCUGGCUUUACAACAAUCCGAUUUGCCCAUGAUUAAUCUGUUCGCUCCUGUGGAUGUUGCAGUCCUUUGUGAAGAGGUGGUUGAAAGUGUUUUUGCUGGCUACGUUUUUCAAAAUGUCACGGCAAAAACUUUCGAUAUGGUCCAUGAUAUACAUGACAAAAGCUCGGAUUCGAAAAGACAAACAGGAUUGCUUGCCAUGUCAUCUUCAGCAAACCAAACCCCACAAGUUUCCGUCAUCCUGGAUAUUGCUCUAGAUAACUACAACUUUACUACACAGCCCGGUGCUUUCCGGAGAAUCAUCAUGAACUUGCUCGGGAACGCUUUGAAAUAUACGUCACACGGCUAUGUACGUGUCAAGUUAGAGACCGCCAAACUAGAUGAUCUUAACGUCCCUGGUGAUGGGAGAACUCCGAGAUCAAUGAUCAUAUUGACAGUGACUGACACAGGAAAGGGUAUAUCUAGCGAGUUCCUUAGAUCGAAGCUAUUCACUCCAUUUGCUCAGGAAAAUACUCUCUCAAGUGGGACUGGAUUGGGGCUGUCCAUUGUGAGGAGUAUUAUCAACCUACUUGAAGGAGACAUUACGAUUGAUAGCGAAUUGGGACGUGGUACGGAGGUCAGAGUUACCUUGCCACUUCUUCGCGAAAUGCCAAAAGAUACAUCAACACCAGCAACACCAAAAGCUGUAACCUCGUUGUUGCGUGAAACAGAUGAAUCAGUAUCAUUAUUACGAAGUGAAAUAAGCGGUCGUGAAGUAGGCCUCUUUAAUUUCAAUCCUCCUACUAUAGACCCUAUACUUGCAAGAAAGGGAAAGUUUCUCGAAGGGUCCGUCAGAAACUUCCUCACAAAUUGGUAUGGCUCGAAGAUUGUGCCAUUAUCGAAGAAUCCAGCUAUUAUCCUAGCGAACGCUCCAGACUUGUCUGUUCUCGCUAAUCUCCGUAAAAUGCUUCCUCGCCAAAGUAAACCGUCAGUUUUGGUUCUAUGUCCGCAUUCUUCACGGUUUAACCACUCAUUCGCAGAAGCUGGCAUCGAAGGCAAUGUCACCGUAGUAGCGAAACCAGUGGGUCCACUCAAACUUGCAAGAGCACUCCGAUCUUGUCUUGAAGGUGUAACAGCUGCAAGUGGUACAGCCGUCACGCCCGAUGCGUCUGGCAUGGCCCAAGGUAGCACUAAUGAUCUUAGUAACAUCUUUGAGGAUUUGCUCAUUUCUCCGAAUGGUGGCGAAGUACUGGACAAUAGUCGUAUGGCGGUUGAUAGCGAGAAUGCUCGGAAAGCUAUUGAAUCACCGACUCCAAACGCACUUGUUGAGAAGGGCAAAGAAUUCCCAUUUCCUUUACCUUUAGGUGGUAAAAACUCUAGUUCAAAUGGGGAACUUUCUUUGGAUAAGAACCUUCUCACCCCCAUAGCUUCAAGCUUUGGUCUCUCAUCUCCACCUAAUUCAUCGGUUGGGUGUGUGACUAGUCACCCAUCUGGUUCUUCAACUGCAACUGCAACUACACGUCAACCUUCAAUCACGAUCGCAGAUUCUGACCCAUUCGCACCAAAUCUACUUCUAGUAGAUGACAACAUGAUAAACCUUAAGCUUCUGCGUCACUUUAUAACGAGGUUAGGAUACACAACAGUUCACGAGGCAGAAAAUGGACUUGAAGCAGUAAAGAAAGUUGAAGAACGACCAGAAGGAUAUGAUAUUAUUUUCAUGGAUAUCAGUAUGCCAAUUCUAGAUGGAUUCGAUGCUACAAAGGAAAUUCGAAAAUUAGAAAAGUCAAGACGAGAGCGAGCGACAACCGACGAUGAAACAGACAAGAGUAAGAAGAAAAAUGAAGCACUAGUGGUGGCACUUACGGGUUUAGCGGGUAAAGAUGAUGUGGAGAAGGCGAGAGCUUGUGGCAUUGAUCUUUUUAUGACGAAGCCGGUGGCAAUGAAGGAGGUGAGGAAGAUGUUGGAGAAUUGGAGGGCUAAUCAGAAGGACUGA